Kuraishia capsulata CBS 1993 is the source of this 2049-nucleotide messenger RNA. RefSeq lists its product as uncharacterized. Gene Ontology annotation, molecular function: RNA polymerase II cis-regulatory region sequence-specific DNA binding; DNA-binding transcription factor activity, RNA polymerase II-specific; zinc ion binding. The transcript has a single exon. Bases 1 to 2049 code for a protein of 682 amino acids. Gene Ontology annotation, cellular component: nucleus. Lineage: Eukaryota; Fungi; Ascomycota; Pichiomycetes; Pichiales; Pichiaceae. Gene Ontology annotation, biological process: positive regulation of transcription from RNA polymerase II promoter by galactose; DNA-templated transcription. The record is from RefSeq and is a predicted model, not a curated record.
AUGUCGCUCAAGGACCUCGAUAACAGCAUAGAACAGGCGUGCGACUCAUGCCGAAAGCGAAAGCUUCGCUGCACCAAGGAACUGCCCAAGUGUCUCAAGUGCUCCAACCACGACUGGGAAUGCGUUUAUUCGCCCAGAAUGGUGCGGUCUCCAUUGACCAGAGCCCAUCUCACUCAGGUUGAAAAACGGGUGCAGCAGCUAGAAAAUUUACUUGUUAAACUGAUUCCGGAGGACGUGUCCAUCGACCAGUACCUAACCUCUAACGGAGUGGUGCCCAUUGUUUUGGGCAACCAUUCUGCCGAAUAUUCUGACGAAGAACAAAAUUCUUCGCCGAGCUCGCUGAAUUCUUCGACGUUGGACUCGAUGGACAUGGAGCAUCCACCCAAGUUCUCGAGAUCCAACUCGUUCAGCGAUUACGACGAGUUCGACAGCUUUCAGCUGCCCAACUUGAAGACCCAACUGCAAUCGAACUUCAUCCAGGACCAGUUUGUGCUCUCGUUUUUUAAAAAUUAUCACGAGAUCCACCCUGUUCUCAAGAAAGACACUUUUCUACAAUGUUUCAGGGGAGAAGUGACUAUUCAGAACGAAACCAACUGGAAGAUCCUGCUGAACGUGGUGCUUGCAAUCGGAUGCUGGUGCCUAAACGGCGAAAAUUCCAAGAUCGACCUCCACUAUUACCAGUGUGCCAAGGAGUCGCUCAAGCAGAUCGUGUUUGAAUCGGGCAACUCAUCAAUUCUCACCUCGCUGAUCCUGCUGAGUAACUACACGCAACUCAGAAACAAGCCCAACACUUCCUGGAAUUAUCUGGGGCUUGCUGUAAGAAUGGCCAUGUCGCUAAACCUACACAAGGAUGCACUGGCCAGCGGGAACUACAAGCGCAAGCUCUGGUGGAUCCUGUACAAUUUCGAUUUGAACUUUUCGAUCACGUUCGGCCGGCCUAUUAACUUGCCCGAUCUCAGCGUUGUUGACUGCAAGACUACCGGAUGCCUGGACACACACGACGAGAAGCUGGCACUUUUGGACCAGGACACCAAACUGUCGAUGAUGAUCACGCCCAUCUACAGCAGGCUGAUAUCGAAGAAACAGCUUUCGGUCCAGAACUGUCUGGAUUUCAACAGGUCGCUGAUGUGCCAGGACUUCUCCACGAUCGACUUUAAAUCUACAAAUUUGGCCGAGUGGAAGCUCUACUGGCGAGUCAAGAAUUUCCAGAUCGUUUUGUUCCGGCCGUUUGUGUGGAAAAACGAGUCUCCAGAUGCCUACAAUGUGUGCAUGGCCGCUGCCAACGACACCAUCGACACCAUCGACAUGUUCGUGAAGAGGACGGUCCAGGACGAUAUCGGAAAGCAUCCAUCCGUUCUUGCCGUGUGGUACCUGACCCAUUACGUGUUCCAGGCCGGGCUCAUCCCUAUUGCGGCAUUGUGCUCGGAGUCGAACCUCAACUCGGCCAGAUCGGCCGGAUGGAUAGAGUCUAUUGGAAAGGUCAAGGGGGUUUUGGAAUCGAUCUCUCGGUGGAACUCGACCGCGACGAAGUUCAUUAAGAUCAUCGAAAAACUCACCGGCAAGUACGUUCGGGCCACUGCGCGUCCCAAAUUCGUGUCGUUACCAACAAGUGGAACAAUCACACCCUCGUUGUUCUCUAGCAGUGCCUCCAACAGUACCACCAACAUGGCCAACUCCAAGUUGUUCAAGUCAAAAAGCACGAACUCGAUUCCUGCGCAGCGCCUGAAGCAGCUCAAGAGACAGAAACAACACGUACAUGGCGAACAGCCAUAUCCAAUGAUCAACACCGUACCCACCUCGCCGGUUCUUCUAUCGACGGCGUCGCACGAAGAGGAGCUCGAUAUCGACUGGAAGAUGCUGGAUACAUUUACCACAAACCUCAUGGAUGAGGCCACCUUCAAGCUACAGAAGUACAAGGAUGAGAAACUGGGGUUUGACUCGAUCAUGGAGGACGAGGUCAAGAGAGAGGACGACGAUCUUUCUCCUGUGAAGAAGGAGGAGGAUGCUGUUUACUCGAUGUUGUUUGAUGAUUUCAUGGAGAUGAAGUGA